Porites lobata is the source of this 7973-nucleotide messenger RNA. Lineage: Eukaryota; Metazoa; Cnidaria; Anthozoa; Scleractinia; Poritidae. The record is from the annotation of a GenBank genome assembly.
AUGAAGGGAAUUAUUUCAACAGGAAUCACGGAAGGAAAGGGUCGAGCUGGGGUAAUGAUUCCUAUCCCUGGAUAUAGCAUGUAUCAGGCGAGGCUACUGCAACACAACACACUCCGGGUAAUACCUAUUCGUGUCACUUGGCGUCGCUUCCCGCGCAGCAUGUUCAAGGCUUUCAAAUAUUAAAGAGCGGUGUUUGGGUUAAAUCGUACGCGGAGGAAACGAGGGGAGAGUGGAGCGAGAGCGAGGAAACUCUCCCUCUCUAGUCUCUCCUGUUUUUUUUUUUGUUUUCCUCGUCAAUUUUUCGACCGUGCUCUAUUAUCUGAAAGCCUAAAACAGGCUACUUCCCGCGAGAAGUGACACGCGUGUUGCGUCGUAUUUUUAGGAGUUGUUUUCACUAUCGUUCACGCAUUUUCCUCUACUUAACCUGCGUAGCUGGCGGUUUUGUCUGGGAGGGGCAGCGGAAAGGAGUGCGAGGAGAGUAGAGUGCUUGCUCACGCUUCGCUCGUGCUAUCGCAGCUUUACUCACCUGUUUACUUCGCUUUUCACGCUUGCUGACCAGUCUAACUAGGAAAGUAUUAGUAACUGUUAAGAAGAAAGAGACUUAAGACUCUAGAAGAUAGUUGUUAAUUUGAAUUAAUUGGCCGCAUCGCGAAAGUCUACUGCUGUAUUUUACAAGCAGAUUUUCAUUUUUAAGAACCCGUUGGCGCGUGCGAACCACCACUAGAAAAACAAAAUAUUACAAAACAAAAAACGCUUUGUGGUGUUCAAGCAAGUGAGCUUCUUCCCUGCCUGUACAAAAUUCAUCCAAGCUUGGCUGAUUUUCACUAGCCACGGUGACGGGCCGGUCGUAUUCAGAGUCGUAAACGGCUUCAUAGGCUUAAAGGGAGGAAUCGGAGUCCCAAGAAUCGGAACGUUUUUACCUUCCGACUCCGCCUCUUACAGUGUAGUGAAAACGAGAGGAAUAAACCAAUCGCACUACUCGGUCUCAAGCACUGUGGCAUGUUGUGAAAGAUUGAUCUGUCGCUUCUCCUUACAAGUGUGACAACCUGCGACGAAGUCGUAAGCGGAAUACGACUCUUUUUUCACUAGAUCAUAACGCUUUGCACUUCUAAUUAGGACUAGUGAAAACUGGAACAGCCUUAAGAGUUCCCAAAACUAUCCGUCAACCGGAGUAAAAUCUAAGAACUUGGUUCCAGUUUUGUUGCAGCAAGAAUUUAUUACUUCAAACUUCGGCAUUUUUCCUCAGAGACCCCUUGAGAAAAUUACGUUCUACUCAAUUUUUUAUUUAUUUUUCAUCCUGAAGAUAUUUUACCUUCUUGACGAAGACAACAACUGGAGUUUGAAUAUGUCUGAACUAAAGAAAGAGCUGGAUGGGGCAAGGCCGCACUGUUUACCAAGAGCUCUCGUGCUGAUAAAUCCAGGCAAUCCAACAGGUACAUUGAAUGUUUAUCGAUCUGUAAUUACCUGCAGUAAUAUUAAUGCAGAUGAUGAUGAUGAUGAUGGUAGCAAUGAUAAUAAAAUUUAUCUAUUUACUCUCGACAUUCUUUUAGCGCACAGGUUAUUGUGUUCGAGCUUUCUUUUCAAGGAGGGGACCCUUAUAAAAGGGUGUUCGUUAUACCAGGGUGUUGGCUAUACAGUAUGUGGUCCUUGGUCCGCGUGUAAAAGUCAUUAACUUGAAUAUCUUACCCAAAUCUUCAUGUAACGAGCUGAAAUACUUCCUGAAGAUAGCUUUUAUGUUCCUGUCUAUAAUCCUGAAGUUUCAAGUUCCAGACAUAAAUAUUUUGCUUGGAAUUCGAAAAAAAGCGACCGUUUUCGAUGGUCCUUGGUCCGCGAAUCUGGUCCUUGGUCCGCGUCUCAGGUAAGCAGCACGAUAAAAACGUAAAAAUGUUAUAGUCUCCAAACGAAAACGUGAUUUUGAGAGUAUUUCUUGUAUUUUUUUCUUUUCUUGAUGCAAUUAAGCUAAAGUUUUUUUUGGAAGAUGUUGUGAGCAUAAAAUAAUCUGCUCUUCUUUCAAAGACUUCAGACAACAGUCUCCUCGAGUCUCCCACACGAGCGUCGACGAGCGGUUUUUAGCGCGGUCGAAAAUAAUUACCAAAAACUCUGUAUGUACUCGAGGCAUUAAAAAAGAGAACUUGUAGACAUGUAUAGGGACGACUUUCAAAACAUUCUUCGAAAACAAAGGCCGUCGCUUUUUCCUUUGGGAAGUUUUAUUCAACCAAGGUCAUAGGACGCGGACCAAGGACCGCUAAGCGAAAUUUGGUGAUAUUUUUCAAGAGUCGCUAAAAGAAAAAAUUCAGAGUCUACAGCAAUAUGCUUCCAACAGCAGAAAUGGGUUGAUCUGAAAACCUGUUCUGCAAAAAGGCAAGUCUUCCCGUUGCGUUUUAGUUAUUCGUCGGCUAAGUAAACAUGACCACGUAAUUUACGGUGCCGCAAAUAUCCAAACUUCAAGAAAGACAAAUUAACCUACCUGUCAACAAACUUUAAUUUCGCGUCUUCACCCACAGCAAGAAGGCUGAAACUUCGUCAUAUGAAAGAAUGCUAAUCAGUAAAUCACGAUAUCUUUCAUUAUUCAACGUAUUUUUUUUCUUGACGAGAUAUUUUAUCAUUUUUCGAAAAGACGUCGACCAAGGGCAUCGGGGACUUGCGCGGACCAAGGACCACAUACUGUAUAGGCGUUCUGCCUAAUACCGGGAUGUUCAUUAUCUAGGCAGUCGUUAAAUUAGGGUGCCCGUCAUAUAGAGAUUCUACGACGUUAAACCGAGAUGUUCGUUAUAUCAGAGUUUAACUAUAAAAUGUAAACUUGUUCUGCUACCUUCGUUUAUCCAUUAACUUUAGUCACGUUUGCUUCUUGUUUAUUUAUAGGUCAGGUGUUGACGUAUGAAGACGUUCAAGAAGUAAUCAAGUUUUAUGCUCGUGAGAAGCUAGUUUUAUUCGCCGAUGAAGUUAACCAAGACAACGUGUACGCGGAGGGAGCCCAGUUUCACUCGUGCAAAAAAGUCCUUAGGGACCUGGGAGACGAGUAUAGCGGAUUUCAAUUGAUCUCUCUUCAUUCCAGUGCCAAAGGGUACACAGGCGAGUAAGUUGUGUGUGUGUGUUUUUGCUCUUGCUUGUUUGUUUUCGCGGCCACCUUCGGGUAGUAGACAAAAAUGAUUUAGUGCCAAUUUUGUAUCCUUGUUGGGCUCUGUUUGCCGGGCUUAUUUGAUUGCACAUACAUAACCAGAGACAAACCAUUAUUAACCCUUGCACUCCCAAUUACAAAUUACAAAUUUCCUUUUUUUAAAGUGCCUAGAAACAAUUAGUACCACAUGAAAGUAUAAACAACGAGGUUUCAUUUGAAUGGUCACAACAAAAGGAUUUGGUCCACAGACUCUAAAGUUAGUUAGAAGUUGAAUUCCUGACUUGACUCCAUCAUUCAUUCUGCGGGAAGUUAAAGGGUUAAGGGGUCACUUGUCAAAGUCCCGGAAAGACUUUUCUCUGAAUUACUGAUGAGAGUCGCAGUCCUCCUUUCCCUAGCAGUCCUUAUCAAGUUUUUUGUAUUUCCUUCAUCGCUAUUAAUUGUUCACUUUGCUACGAGGUAUUUUGCAUGUUCAUUAAAAACAUUAUUUUGUCUUUGGCUUGACAUUUCCUCUUUUUUUGGAAAAAAGAAGGCAGGAAACACUUUUUGGAUAUUAUGGUCUUGAGGUGGAUUCUUCAACUGUACUUAACGGUUAACGGUCGGUAAUCUCCAACCCAGAUCUCUUGUAGACGAAGUCGAAGAGAUCAACAAGAGGUCUGGUUACGAGACUAGUCAGUUGGCUGUUACCAAAGGUGACUGUUGACACAGGUUUGGUUGUAAUGUUCAGCUUUCUGGACUUGCGUAUCCCGCGGAAUGGUUCUUAUGCGCUAUCAUACGCUUCAGAUGAGCAAAUUUCACCACCGAGCCUCGUUUGUAAGCAAAAUUCUUCGCAUUUGCAUUCUUUCUGGGUGGGUCUUGGGAAACAAUUUAAAAGCAAAACUUCUCCACUUUUUCCAACUUGACAAUUCGUUUCCCGGAAAUCGGAAAUUCAAGUGCUCAGCCUAAGCAGCAAAUAUAGCCAACUGAUCAUGAAUGCCAAAACAAAUCUUUUGUAUUUUCUCACAAUAAGGCCUUUGCAGCUAGCUAUUCACGUGGUAAAAAACCGCUAUGCUGGGGAGUUAGGGAGGGGCGCUCUGGGACAAGACAAACAAACAGCUCACUUCAUUAAACUUGUAAUUUCCUAUGUUUGUCUUCUCCCAAUGCGUGUCUUGGGGUGUUUGCCAUUUUUAUGGACAAACCAUUCAGUUGGCGGUUUGGGCAUGCAAAUGGUAAGCAAAAUUCGGGGGUAGUACAUUUCGUCCCGGAAUUGCGUUCACCAUUUGCGUACAAAUCAGUUUCAUUUACCGAGAAACGGCGGCGAGAACAAAGGUGGCUUUGAAGAAAAGAAACACGACCGGAAAAACAGAAAAACUUUUUCAGACAUUCCGUUGCUCCUCGAAAUUUUCCACUGAAUUUCUUGAACAGUCGUCAGGUGAUCUUUCCAACUGUAUUUUUGUAAACGGUAAACAACCUUGCUCUCCAUCAUGGCGGUUUCGUACCAUGCCAAUGACAAGCCGCCAUGGGUCAAUAUUUCAUCUACCGCUUCUACUGGACUUUCUUCAUUGCUGUUCCUUGCAGAUGUGGGCUCAGAGCUGGCUAUAUAGAGCUCGUAGGAUUCAAUGAUCAACUCAGGUCUCGAGUUAAAACUUACCUGAGUGCAAGAAGUUGCCCUUCCACAAUAGGACAGGUACGAAUAAUGUAUGUCAUGUAGUGAAAUGGGAUAGAGGUCCCUAAUGAAAGGGCUGUCUCAACCCCUAGUCCACAAUUUCCAGUUUGAAUUCCUGGAAAGACUUCAGUUAAUACCUUUCGUUAGAGCGAAAGUAUCUUUGUGUCUCUACGAUGAUUUAUUAACAUCUCCCAAGUCCUAGACAAGCCUGGCUGCUUGUGUUUCUCUUUUCGUUAUACUGGCUUUGUGUUGUUUGUUCCUCUUGUUGAUUUGUUUUGUUCUAUGGUGCGGUCAGGGUAUUAGGCAGUUAAGCAAAAAAUUGCAAUAGUUCAGAUGUAAGUUCAUCAUACUUAGGGGUCUCUCACACUACGCGCAAAGAAUGGUGGGAUAGUGAAAGAUGGCUUUGCUCUCCUUUCUUACUCCCCCCAUAAAGCUUCGCGCUUCUCUUAUUUUCAGUCAUUCGCCUUGUGUCGCGCGAGUCUCGAAGCGCUUGCAGAAGAAGCUGUUAGUGCUUUAUUGUAAGGUACUCAGUCUGUAUUCAUUACGCUUGAUUUCUAACCCAAGGUAAUCAUGGGACUCACUUGCAACCCUCCCAAGCCUGGCGAUGAAUCAUAUGAAAAGUUUUCAAAGGUAUGCUCCUGACUGUAACUUAACGCAGAGAAACUCACGCGCCUCGCGUGAUCAUAAUCAGUGCUACUUUAUCGCUCGUGUAAUUUUUUAAAGGGGCUCUGUCACGGCUGACUAGUUUAUAUGGUUGAUAAUGGCAGUAACGAGUCAUUAUUCGCUAUGGAACUUGAGAACUUAGUUCUUAGUUGUGAAUGACAAAAUCAAUAGCGUUGUAUUAUCCUUUUUUUUUUCAGCUUGUCUCUAUUGCUCAGGCUGCAACUCGUUCCAGGUUUUAACGAAAAUGUAACAAUUUGAACAGUAGCUUUUCACGAUACAGAUCAAUGCAGUGAAUAAUACAAUAUAUACUUAGUCAGGUGACGCCUCUAAUGCAUGCCUGCCUGCCAUGGGAUAGCCGAUUUAACAAAUAAAGCUUGUUUCUCUUACCCUGGGUACCAGAGGUUUUUCUCGCGGGGGAGGUAUCCUUUGGCCCGCGGGCCGAAGUCACUAGUGGCGAUAAAAAUUUGAAAAACCGGAAGCCGUGGCAAGCAGGAUAGGUUUCUAUUGAUUCUUUUGCCCAAACAAAACGUCAGGUUCGAGUCUUACGCAAGCAAAGUUUGCCUAGUACUGAAGUCGCUAAGGGACUAGGUGGAGUAAACAAAAAUGUCUACUUGCUCCUGGAACAUUCGGCAAUCUUCUUAUAAAUGAAUAGAAAAUGAUCUUUAAUUACCACGCACUAGGGAAAUCUAGAGAUGAUUACCUCCAGUAUUCCUAUAUCUUGCCUAAGCAUUAUUUUGUGUCUUAUCUGUUUUACAGGAAGUAACAUCCAUCAAGGAUUCUUACAGGAAGAAAGCAAAGAUGACAACGGAGGUUCUUAACUCAAUGGAAAAUGUUAAGUGUAACGAGGUGGCAGGUGCAAUGUAUGCGUUUCCGAGGAUAACACUUCCAAAGAAAGCUAUCGAGGCAGCCAAGGUAUCAUGUCCUGUUUCCGGCCCUGAUUUCUAGUGCCACACUGCAGAAUACUGUCAGUAAUGGAUAUCCCAGGUGUACGGUAAUCCAGAUUCCGGAACCCGGGAAUUUUUUCUUCUAGACUGAUCCGGAAUCAGUUCAGGGGUUUGAAAUUCGGAUUUCAGACGCGGUUGUUCAUAAGAUGCAUAGCUCUAUCCACCGGAUAAAUUCACUAUCCAGUGGAUAGGUAUGAGCGAAACCAAUUGCACUAUCCACUGGAUAGGGAUUUAUCCGGUGGAUGGCGUUAUGCAGCUUUUGAACAGCUGGGGCCUGCUCUAUGUAUGAAGCCCGGAAUCUCGCUAACGAUUGGAAUCUGGAAUCCACGUUUCAUGGACAAGGAAUACUGAAUCCAGUACCCGCCAUCCUGGAUCUACAGCAUAAAAUCCGGAAUCCACAACGUGCGAUCCAGAAGCCAAGAUUCUCGUUGAUGCACCUUAUAUUAGAGGAAUGGCAACCCGUUUCCCCCCGUGUCAGUUUUCAUAAAAGGCGUUCUUCGGUUAGAAAAAGCGAUAAGGGCGCUAUCAUGGGCUCCCAUCUUAUUCAAGCUGCUGAAAAUGUCCCGCGAAAAUUAAAUUUUUACUUUCUCAACUUUCCUUAUUGCAUUCCUAAAUUCCAUAUGUCGUGUCGAUCUAGUAACAACUCCCAGUAAAGGCUUCAUCGAGGGAUUCAUUGAAAUAAAGAUAUUCCUCUCACAAGGGAAGUAUGUAUGUGAUCUGUUUGGUGAGGGAAGUGUCAGGAUUUUGGGUGGACAAAAGUAAAUUUGUGUAGAUAUUUUUUUAGUUUACUAAGUUGUUGGUAUUGUCAUUGUUAUUUAGGCCAAGGAAAUGCCACCAGACGAGUUUUACUGUUGGCAGGCGCUGGAGAAAACUGGAAUUUACAUGAUUCCUGGCCACGUUUUUGAUAUGAAAGGCAGCGGUAAUAACAACUUUUACUACAGGUAAGAUUUGAAUUAACAAGGGUCAUCAACUUCAGGUCGGAAUUUUUAUGAUUUUAAAAACCUCUCUGUGAUGUCAUUUGCGCCCUUGGGUCACAAGGUUUUCACAGGCUUGUCUAAUAUAUUUAGUUUGAUUAGAUUGACUGCACCUUUAAAUUUGAAAAGACCCCUCUUUCCCCCCAACCCCGAAAAAUUCUGCCUUUGUACCACAGGAACACCAAAUUAGGAUGCGUUUUGACGAACGCGAUAAGGGUAUACACAGGUCGGCCCAUAGCCGGGGUGAUUGGGGCUUAGUGGAGGUCCUGCAACUGGAAUAAAGUUGGUGUUUACAAAUAGAAGGGCUCACAACCGGGAUUAUACGGUACGGACCAGAGCAUAAACUUACUUGGGAAAAGGCGUCCUAAAAGCGAUUUGUCCGUAAAAGCGACGUUCUGUCAGCGUGUGAAAGUCUGAGUUUCAUCUCCACAUUAUGGCUUAAAAUAAUCCAAAAAGUUUUGAUUUUUCAAAGCCACUAUCCAUACGAAGGAAAUAACUUAAAACGGUUUCAUGUUUUAAUCUUUCUUGGUAGGAUCACUAUUCUUCCUUCUAAAGAGACGUUUGCUCCAAUGUUUGAGCGACUACGAAUCUUUCACCAAGAAUUCAUGGCGCAGUUUAAGGACACGAACUGA